Molecule: messenger RNA, 1140 nt
Organism: Leptonychotes weddellii (Weddell seal)
Lineage: Eukaryota; Metazoa; Chordata; Mammalia; Carnivora; Phocidae
Source: RefSeq, a predicted model, not a curated record
UUUUGUUUUUUGAUUUUUUUCCCCUCUCCAGGGUACAAUGUCUCUUUGCUAUAUGACCUUGAAAAUCUGCCGGCAUCCAAGGAUUCCAUUGUGCAUCAGGCUGGCAUGUUGAAACGAAAUUGUUUUGCCUCUGUCUUUGAGAAAUAUUUCCAAUUCCAAGAAGAGGGCAAGGAAGGCGAGAACAGGGCAGUUAUCCAUUAUAGGGAUGAUGAGACCAUGUACGUUGAAUCUAAAAAGGACAGAGUCACAGUAGUCUUCAGCACAGUGUUCAAGGAUGAUGACGAUGUGGUCAUUGGAAAAGUGUUCAUGCAGGAGUUCAAAGAAGGCCGCAGAGCCAGCCACACAGCCCCACAGGUCCUCUUUAGCCACAGGGAACCUCCUCUGGAGCUGAAAGACACCGAUGCUGCCGUGGGCGACAACAUUGGCUACAUUACCUUCGCCUUGAUGUUACACCCUGAUGUCUUGUUUGUGUCCCUGCCGGCAGUGCUGUUCCCUCGCCACACCAAUGCCAGCGCUCGAGACAACACCAUCAACCUGAUCCACACUUUCCGGGACUAUCUGCACUACCACAUCAAGUGCUCUAAGGCCUAUAUUCACACACGUAUGCGGGCAAAAACAUCUGACUUCCUCAAGGUGCUGAACCGUGCACGUCCAGAUGCAGAGAAAAAAGAAAUGAAAACAAUCACGGGGAAGACGUUCUCAUCCCGCUAACUCUCGGGAACAGGAAGAGGAGGCGGCUGGCAGCUGAAGGCUGGAACGCUUGCUACUGGAUAAUCGUAGCUUUUCAUGUUGCACCUCUUCAGGUUCUUAAGGGAUUCUCCAUUUUGGUUCCAUUUUGUACACGUUUGGAAAAUAAUCUGCAGAAACGAGCUGUGCUUGCAAGGACUUCAUAGUUCUCAAGAAUUAAAAAAAAAAAAAAAUUCCACUUGAUCAACUUAAUUCCUUUUCUUUACCUUCCCUCCCUCACUCCCUUGCCUUCCUCCCUCUUUUCCAAGCUGUUGCGCUUUGCAAUAUGUUACUGGUAAUGAGUUGCAGGAUAAUGCAAUCUUAACUUGUUUUCUCCUAAGUAUUUGAGUUCAAAACUCCUGUAUCUAAAGAAAUACGGUUGGGGUCAUUAAUAAAGAAAAUCUUUCUAUCUUA